Molecule: messenger RNA, 3118 nt
Organism: Loxodonta africana (African savanna elephant)
Lineage: Eukaryota; Metazoa; Chordata; Mammalia; Proboscidea; Elephantidae
Gene: CLEC4E
Product: C-type lectin domain family 4 member E
Exons: 6
Coding region: 231-914 (227 amino acids)
Molecular function (GO): signaling receptor activity
Source: RefSeq, a predicted model, not a curated record
CCCGUGUCCUCCUUAUGUAAGAAAGGAAACCCUGACUUAACACACAACUAGAAAAAUUUUAUUUUUAGAGUAAGUUAAUAUUUCUAUGUCUUAGAGCUGAACUUCCUAAAGGGCAGACAAAGUAUUCACCCUUCAAGAUUUAUUUUUCUUGAAUAUUUCCAGCAAAACACAACUGGACUGAGAAAUUGAAGUGAGAGAGAGGAUCAGUGGGUGAGAAAGAAAAAGGAAGAAUGAGUUCCUCCAAAUCAUCUGCAUCACCACACACAGGGAAGAUUGCCCACAUUUGUGUCUUUCUUUCUGCAGAGGAAGGAUUCUUCUCUUCCCAAGGGUUUGUAUGGACUGCUGCUGGGGUCUCCAUCCUACUUCUCAGUGCCUGUUUUGUCACCAGAUGUGUUGUAACGUAUCGCUUCUUUCUACUCUGUGAUGAGGAAAAUUUCCAACCACAUGAGAAUAUCACAGAACUCUACGACUACAAUGAUGGCUCAGGUUCCGUCAAGAACUGUCCAUUGAAUUGGAAACAUUUUCAAUCUAGCUGCUACUUCUUUUCUACUAACGCCAUGACCUGGACAUCAAGUUCAAAAAACUGCUCAGCCAUGGGGGCUCAUCUGGUGGUUAUCAACACAGAGGAGGAGCAGGAAUUUCUUUUCCAUACAAAACCUAGAAGGAGAGAGUUCUACAUUGGACUGACAGACCAGGUGGCUGAAGGCCAGUGGCAAUGGGUGGAUGGCACACCUUUCAAAGAGUCUCUGAGCUUCUGGGAUACAGGUGAGCCCAACAACUUAGCUACGGUAGAAGACUGUGCUACCAUUAGAGACUCUUCAAAUCCAAGGAAAAAUUGGAAUGAUGUACCCUGUUUCUUUAGCCUGUUUCGGGUUUGUGAAAUGCCAGAAAGAAAUAUUUCAAAAAAUCUCUAAGAAGAGAAAGCACAACUUGAAUGUGUAAAGGAAGAGAACAAGAGCAAGAACACAGCUAUAACCCCAACGUAAGGAGCGUACACUGCACUUCAUAAGGACUUAAUGUUUGUUGCUUUGAUAUAAAUAAAAAUAGGUACUUUUUAAUGUUAUAAAUCAUGAUACCAACUGAAGUACUUUUUUUUUCUAUACUGCUCUCACACUCUUCUCAGAAUUUACAAAGCAAUUUACAAGCAAAUGCUGUGAGAGGAGAGGAAUGGUUUUUUUUGUUUGUUUUUUGGUACAUUUGCUUCAAUUGUACAUGUUUACAUUGAAAAUACAGGGACAUAGAGCAAGUACGGGAGUCCCUUGGUGGUGCAAAAGGUUAAUUUACUUGGCUGCUACCCAAAAGAUGGGAGGUUUAAGUCCACCCAGAGGCACCUCGAAAGAAAGGCAAGGUGAUCUACUUCUGAAAAUCAGCAGCCAUUGAAAAACCUACAGGGCACAGUUCUACUCUGACACACACAGGGUCACUAUGAGUUGAGGAUGACUUGAUGAUAACUGGGGAUGGUGUGGUAAAGCAAGUACAAAGUCUGGGAGAGAAGGCAUUUUGCAAUGUGCCUUUGAGCAAUCGUCUAAAUUCAAGCCCUGUGUCAAGUCCUCUCCUUUCUAGUUCCUGAGAAAUCUGUUUUCUAUUGCUGAUCUCAUAUUGUUUUUCUUCUGCACCCAAGCAUGUCUUCUCUAUGUUCUCCUGUACAAUAAACAAAAACUUCUCUCUGCUAUGAAGCUUAUUUCUGCACCAAAUACUGGCACGUCUGGCCAAAGGCCUUUACCACGGCUCCUUAGGGAAAGGCCAGGCUAACCUUCAGCUCUACAACAGACACCCAUAGUCCAUCAUCCCAGAAUCCCUUACCUCUCUAUGCUUUUCCAUUGACUAACUGAAUCUCAUCUGAAUAUGUGUCUAUUGCUCAGAUGGGGCCUGAAUCCAAUAGGCAAAUUAUUCUAAGAGAACAUUCAGCUUGACACAUUUUCCUGUCUCCGAUUUAUCCAUCUAUUGCAUGAUAUCCUAUCAAUAAUGAUAAUGUUAUUAAAAAAUACGUGAAUAAUGAGUCAGCUUUUAUAACCAUCUUUAUCACACACAGUGUUGUAGAGACCCUCAAAUUUAACAGAUGGGAAUUAAUGUAUAGUAACUGAAUGGAUAAAUUGAACUGAACUUAUUAGCUUUCUUUACAAAUGUUCAUUUUUCUUAUGCAUUUUGACAAUCGGUGGUUUUGAAAUCAAGACGCAUUUAAAACCAAAAGCCAUUGAAUCUAAAAGUAACCCGAUGAAUAUACUUUCAACUUUCUAUUCCCCUUUAUUUCAAUUAAAAACAGCAAUGAGAAAACAUUGAAAGGCAUGGAGAUUUUCUUUUUCAUCACUUUUUUUCCCUGCACCAAAAAACCCAGACCCAUUGCUGUCAAGUUGAUGCCCACUUUUCACACAGCCCUAUAGACACAGUAGAACCGCCCAAUAGGGUUUCCAGUAAAUCUUUACAGAAGCAGAUUGCCACAUCAUUCUCCCACAGAGCAGCUGGUGGUUUCCAACUGCCAGCCUCUUGGGUAGCAGCCAAAUGUUUUAACCACUGCACCACCAGGGCUCCUCCUUUCUUCCUGCAGGUGGCUAUAAUUUUUUAGUUUUUUCUCUAUUUAAAAACACGCAGAAAUGUUAUUCUUUAUUGUUUCCCCAAAGACACUUGUAAUUUAAUUUAUAAAAUUAAUCAUUGUUUUCAAAGCCUGGCAAGAAACAAUUGUGAAUGAUUUUGUGGUUAAAGAUCAUUGAAAUCUAACUUACAUAUUUGGAAGGUUCUUGUGAGAAAAGUAGAUCAACCAGCUGAAACCAUCUUAAGACAAUAUUUUAUAAUUGGUGCUAUGUAAAUACUAUGUCACUUUAGGCAGCAGAAAACCCAGAAAGUUACAAAACAUAAAAGAAUAAUUGAACACCCAUAUUCCCAAGACUCAAAAUAAGCCACUGUUAAGAUUAAAACAUUGCCAUAUUGACCCCUAAUAUUUUAAGAGAAAAAUUACUCUCCCACUUUUUAUAAAGGUGAUAAAAAAAAAAAAAACCCACUGCUGUCAAGUCAAUUCUGACUCAUAGCGACCCUAUAGGACAGAGUAUUCAUUAUUAAAAAUUUGUACAGAGCACAACUGAUAAAGAUGAAGGUAAAAAAAAAAAAAAAAUCCAAAUCCAAA